Tripterygium wilfordii is the source of this 1936-nucleotide messenger RNA. Its product is annotated as F-box/kelch-repeat protein At3g61590-like. NCBI's taxonomy places the organism in Eukaryota, Viridiplantae, Streptophyta, Magnoliopsida, Celastrales, Celastraceae. The record is from RefSeq and is a predicted model, not a curated record. Gene Ontology annotation, molecular function: protein binding. Bases 419 to 1675 code for a protein of 418 amino acids. The transcript has 3 exons.
CGAAGCGAACCGCAAUAGAAAAAAAGAAGGAAAAACAAAAAACGCCUUCUCGCUUUCACUCUCUUGCCUGUCGUUUUUCUUGCAUCGAAAAAGAAACCGAAAAAGGAAAGAAAACGCAACGCCUCUCUGUCUCUCUCUCUCACACACAUAUGAGGUGUUGCUUGGGCAUUGUUUACCGGACAAAUCUGGAGUGAUUCAUUUCAUAUUUCAUUAUCAUUUCAAAGGAAUCGGCACAUGUUCCGUUUGUUUUUCUUGUACCCUUUAAUCUUUUACUGAGACAAGGAUUUUAUACGGUUUGCUGCUUUGCUUUAUUUCCGCCCUUUGUUUUGGGGCGUUAAAUUUAUCGAGACCCAGUUGGGAACUGGCGGUGGAGAUUGCUCUAAUCGAGAUAAAUCAUGUCCAAGCGGUCUGAAACCCUAUGAAUCUGAAAUAUAGAGAAGCUGAGAAGCUUUUGAUCAUGGAGGGGGAAACGUCAUGGGUCAACCAUUGCUUUGAUGACACAGCACGAGAUGUUGCUGAGUUUGAUUCAUUUUCAGAACUCAGUGAUGAAGGCAAUAGAGAAACUGAUGUGGUUUCUGUUGACUUAAUUCUGCCGGAUGACCUGUUGGAACGAAUUUUAGCAUAUCUUCCCAUUGCAAGUAUAUUUAGAGCAAGUUCUGUAUGCAAAAGAUGGCAUGAGAUUGUCAGUUCUACAAGGUUUUUAUGGAAUUUUUCGCAUUUCCUAUCACAGAAACCUUGGUAUUUUAUGUUUACAAGCUCCGAUGAAGCAGUGGGAUAUGCUUAUGAUCCUGUUCUUCGAAAGUGGUAUAUCAUUGAACUCCCUUGCAUACAAGCACCCAAUUGGUUCAUUGCUUCUUCGUGUGGUUUGGUUUGCUUCAUGGACAAUAAUAGUAGAAGUGAGUUACAUGUCUGCAAUCCUAUCACAAAACAGUGCAAGAAACUCCUGGAGCCCCCUGGUUUGAAAUUUCCUGAUUAUAGUGCCCUUGCAAUCUCUGUGAAUAGGAUAUCACAUGGUUAUACCAUUUCAAUUGUGAAGUCUAAGCAAGUCCCAGGGAAUUUUUUUCAGUGGGAUCUUUCAAUACAUAUUUAUGAUUCUGAAACAGCAAUGUGGGUGACCUCUUUGAAAGAAGUUUCGACUGGGUGGAGGGGUGGGGAUGAGAGUAUGAUCUGUGAUGGGGUGCUGUACUUUUUAAUUUACUCAACUGGGGGUGGCACUCCAGAGAAUCGCCAUGGUCUAAUUACGUACAAUCUUUCUGGCAGAUCUUCACAUGGUGUGUUAAUAAAAAGCUUCAUUCCUGUACCUUGCCCUCUCACUUGUGGACGUCUUAUGAACCUGAAGGAGAAGCUGGUAAUGGUGGGAGGAAUUGGGAAACCUGAUCGACCUGACAUAAUCAAAGGAAUUGGCAUCUGGGUUUUGAAUGGUAAAGAGUGGCAAGAAGUGACACGUAUGCCUCACAAGUUUUUCCAAGGAUUCGGUGAAUUUGAUGAUGUUUUUGCUAGCAGUGGUACGGAUGAUUUGAUCUACAUCCAGAGCUAUGGAGCCCCUGCUCUUCUUGUUUAUGACAUGAACCAGAAGCACUGGAAAUGGUCACAGAAGUGUCCGGUGAUAAAGAGGUUCCCACUCCAGCUCUUUACUGGCUUUUCCUUUGAACCUAGGCUUGAAACAUCUCCAUAAUGUGGUUUCUUAUUGGAUUUGUGUUGCAAAAAUGGCAUUUGUCUGAAAAUCCCAUAUUUUUCUCUUUCCCUUUUUGAUUCAUUUCCAAUCAUUGUCAAAACUAUGUUUCAAAAUGUUUACACAGAAUGUACGAGCAUUUACCGCUGCUCAGUCUAUGAAAGUGGGAAUUUUCACUCUUGUUGGAAAAUGCUGCACUUGGAAAUGGAAGCUUAGGACUUAUCACUUAUCAGUUAAUCCCAGAUUGCCAGAGUAAUGUUUUUA